Molecule: messenger RNA, 1713 nt
Organism: Pogonomyrmex barbatus (red harvester ant)
Lineage: Eukaryota; Metazoa; Arthropoda; Insecta; Hymenoptera; Formicidae
Molecular function (GO): CoA-ligase activity
Source: RefSeq, a predicted model, not a curated record
CUUCCCACUUAUUCAGUAACGAAUGUUUUUAGAUACAAUACGAGUUAUGUACUUUCUGCUGAUAAAUAAACCGGAUGUAAUCUUUGUCGAUAAUGAUAAUUUCGUUAAGCUCAUUGCAAAUAUCUUGCUCUUAAAAGAUUUUGAUAAAAUAAUUAAAAUCGUAAUCAUCGGUGAGGAUAAAUUACCUUCAGUUAAAUUGAACUCUCUGGAAUCUAUUUUGAAUUAUAACUUUGAUAAGGCUGAGAUUGAUGAAUUUUCCUGCGAAAAGAAUGAUUUAAUGGAAAUCGCAAUUAUGACGUUUUGUUCUCGUGCAAUGUUUUAUUCUGGUCGGGCAAAAGUUCCUUAUGUAGCAUUCAUAUCUCCGUCAAAUCAACAGACCCCUGUUAUGGUUUCCGAUACUGUCGGCCUAUGGUACGGAUCUUUAUAUUGGAAUCAUGGUCCACUUUUGACCGUUCGUGCUAUAUUGUCCUAUGUGACAGUUAUUAAAUCUAGGGUAUUCAGCGAAGAAAAUUUAUAUAAGACGAUAGAGAAAUAUAAGGUGACAUGGGUAUUUCUUAGCGAAACAUUCAAUCAAUUGUUUAAAACCAAUGACGUUUCUUUUUCGAAAUACAAUAUAUCUUCGUUGAAAGAAUUUUUAUUCGACGAUUGGGAAGUCGAAAUAUUUGUUCUUAAAAAAUUUAUCUCUUCGCUGCCAAAUGUUUCUAUCAUUCGAGUAUAUGGAACAGCAGAAACUGGCGUGAUUGCUUACCAGACAGACAAUUUCUCUCGAAGAUUUAAAGGUCGAGUAACUAAAAAUGUUCAAUUAUUGUUUGUUGCUAAAAAAAAUUAUCCCAAUAUACAUCCAAAGUUAAAAUUCAUCUAUUGCAAAACACCACAUAUAUCAAACACCCAUGUAUCAACAGAAAGUGCUGUACACUUAUGGUACUCUAUCGGAGACGUGGGCUUUCAUAUAAAAGACGAAAUUUAUGUCAUUGAUCAUUAUAGACAUUUCUAUACAUACAAAAACAAACCUGUCAGAUUUUUACGUAGCGAAAUCGCAUUACGCCUCCAUCCGGCUGUAUCUGAUGUCGUGGUAAUAACUGUACCAAAUGACGAUCAUCUUGUAGCUUAUAUUAAUAAAAUAUCUGGAAAAAAGGUGACAAAAGAGCAACUGAAAAGAAUACUGCAAAAACUUCCCGAACUGCAUCAGUUAUUUCCGAUUGACGAUUUUCGCUUCAUUACACAUGAUUUUCCACGGCUUCCUAAUGGAAAAAUUGAUCGAACACGAAUUCAUAUGCUAAAUUAAUGUGACACUAUAAUGGCCAGAAUAAAAAUGUCAUAAAUGCCAUAAAGUGGAUUAUUGUCAAUGGUGGAUAAUAUACAGGGUAUUUAAUAAAGAUCGGGAUUCCAGAUUUACUUGGAAGGAUAACAUUUUUCUAAGAAAUGUUUCGGACAAAAGUUGUAAGUUUAAAAAAAAAUCUUUUUGUUGAUCUUAUCAGUUUGAUUUUGGGACGUGCCUCUCGCCGAAUACAAACAAUUACAAAUCAGAAAACUAUAAUACUUUUUCAGCUAACUUAUUAGAAUAUAUAAUUUUAUAUUUAUAACUAUAUUUAAGUAUUACAUUAUAAAGUGACAUGAUAAAAAAUACGUAAAGAACAUAAUUGUUGAUAACAUAAUAAAGUUGUAUAGUCCAGAAUUUAUGUAUAAUAUGUAUUUGCUUGAAAUAUUUUCAAU